AUGGAGAGCAGCGCCGUCCUCGGAGGUCUUCAGCCAAAUUUCCCCCUUUGCCCCUCCCGCAAUACUUCUUCCACUCCUCUCCUCCGCCUCUUCUCCACCUCCCAUUCCUCUCCUUCUCUCUCUGUUAAGCUCCAAAAGCAGCUUCCUUUGGCUUCUUGUCAAGCAGCCUCUCCCUCUCCCUUUCGUCGAUGUGCCACAUUGUCUAAUACUUUUGUCAAUGAAACAAGUGAAUUAGCUGACAUAGAAUGGGACAACCUCGGCUUUGCGUUUCUUCCUACUGAUUAUAUGUACGUCAUGAAAUGUGCUCAAGGUGAAAACUUUUCUAAAGGUGAAUUACAGCGUUUUGGGAACAUUGAAUUGAGCCCCUCAGCUGGAGUCUUGAACUAUGGGCAGGGAUUAUUUGAAGGUAUGAAAGCCUACAGGAAACAAGAUGGUAAUAUACUCUUGUUUCGUCCUGAGGAAAAUGCAUUGCGGAUGAGGUUGGGUGCAGAGCGAAUGUGUAUGCCAUCACCAUCUGUCGAACAGUUUGUGGAAGCUGUAAAGGCUACUGUUUUAGCAAAUAAACGUUGGGUUCCCCCUCCAGGUAAAGGUUCCCUAUAUAUCAGGCCAUUGCUAAUGGGAAGUGGUGCUGUUCUUGGUCUGGCACCUGCUCCUGAGUACACAUUUCUGAUUUAUGUUUCACCCGUUGGAAACUAUUUUAAGGAAGGUGUUGCACCGAUAAAUUUGAUUGUUGAGCAUGAAUUGCAUCGUGCUACUCCUGGUGGCACUGGAGGUGUUAAGACUAUAGGGAAUUAUGCUGCGGUUCUGAAGGCUCAGUCUGCUGCAAAAGCAAAAGGCUAUUCUGAUGUUCUAUACCUUGACUGUGUUCACAAAAGAUAUCUGGAGGAGGUUUCCUCAUGCAACAUUUUUGUUGUGAAGGAUAAUAUUAUCUCUACUCCUGAAAUCAAAGGAACAAUCUUACCUGGCAUUACUCGAAAGAGUAUAAUUGAUGUUGCUCGUAGCGAAGGAUUCCAGGUUGAGGAACGCCAAGUGGCAGUUGAUGAAUUACUAGAUGCUGAUGAAGUCUUUUGUACGGGAACAGCUGUGGUUGUUUCACCUGUUGGCAGCAUCACUUAUCACGGUAAAAGGGUGUCUUAUGGAGAGGGCGGGUUUGGAGCUGUGUCGGAAAGGCUCUACUCUGUGCUUACCAGACUGCAGAUGGGCCUCACACAGGACAAGUUGGAUUGGACUGUUGAGCUAAGGCAAAAAACAUAUUGA
Molecule: messenger RNA, 1257 nt
Organism: Prunus armeniaca (apricot)
Lineage: Eukaryota; Viridiplantae; Streptophyta; Magnoliopsida; Rosales; Rosaceae
Source: the annotation of a GenBank genome assembly